AUGAAGAAGCUCUUCAGCUUCGACAGUCGCCUGGGCCAGGCGGUCCUGGGCUCCGCCGCGCACGACGAGUACGCGGGUCCCGGGUACCACAUCCGGGACUGGGAACUGCAUAAGAUCCACAGGGCGGUCAUCAGGGGCGACGCCGCGGAGGUGGAGCGCUGCCUGAGGCGCAGGAGCCGGGACGUGGACGCCCGCGACAGGAAGGGCAGGACUCCUCUGCAUUUGGCCUGUGCACAUGGCCAUGUGGAAGUGGUCACUCUGUUGGUGAGCAGAAAGUGCCAGAUUGACAUCGACGACAGACUGAACAGGACCCCGUUAAUGAAGGCUGUGCAUGGUCAGGAGGAGGCUUGUUCCAUUAUUCUUCUGGAACAUGGCGCCAAUCCAAACAUUCAAGAUGUCUACGGCAACACCGCUCUUCAUUAUGCUGCAUCUAACAGCGUGACUUCACUGGCAGAAAAACUGCUCUCCUACCAGGCAAAUAUUGAAGCAAUAAACAAGGAGGGAAACACGCCACUUUUAUUUGCUAUAACUUGCAAGAAGCAGCAAAUGGUGACGUUUUUAGUGAACAACCAGGCAAAUGUACACGCUGUUGACAAUUUCAGAAGAACAGCCCUCAUGCUUGCCACACAUCAUAACUUGCCAAGUAUAGUCAGCCUUCUCCUUGAAGAAAAUAUUAGUGUCUUUUCUCAGGAUGUGUUUGGACAAACAGCAGAAGAUUAUGCUGUUUGUUGUGAUUUGAUAAGGAUUCAACAACAAAUUUUGGAACAUGAAAACAAAUUUAAAAAUCAUCUUCAAGAUGACAAUCGAGUAGAACAUGACUUAAAAGUGGCUUCAGAGGAAACACAAGAAAGGCUUGAGAGAAGUGAAAAUAUACAGCCACAGGAUUUUCAAAGUUAUGGAAAAAAGAAGGAUGUCAUGUAUGAAAAUUGCAUGUUGAAGAGAGAUACUGCCAUACUCAGACGGAAAUUAUACACAAUAAAAAAUGCCAGUCUCAGAAAGGAAAAGAAACGUAUUCAGGAAAUUAAAAGUAUCCAAGAAAUAAAUGCUAACUUUCAAAAGAGCGUAAGACUCAAUGAGGAAAUGAUAACAAAAACAAUAUCACAGUACUGUCAACAGCUUAAUGAACUCAAAGCUAAGAAUACGAGGCUGAAUUCAGAAUUGGAAAAGGAAAAACGCAUCAAGGACAGAUUGGAAGCUGAAAGUGCAUCCCUCCAUUCCAUCCUGGCUGCUGCUGUAAAUGGGCACAAGGAAAGGGUGAAAACAAAAUACCUACAAGUUGCCUUACAGAAAGCACAAGAGGUUUCUGUACAAGAAAUAAUGACUUCAAAUAUUUCUCAACUAAAAGAUAAGAAUGAGCUGCUUACAGGACGAUUUUCUAAAGCUCAGAUGAAGUGCAAUACCUUAAAAGAGAAGCUCCAUGAGACGAGAGAUGCUCUCAGGGAAAAGACAUUGGCUUUAGAAAGUGCAGAGAGGGACCUAAGACAAAAGCAGCAUCGAAUAAAGGAAAUGGAGCAGAUGCAUCUAAAUGAGGAAGCUAAACAGAGUCAGUUCACUGCAAAGCAGAACGGUGUAGAGGAGAGAAUACGUCAACUAGAACGUGAAAAUCUCUUGCUUGAACAACGACUAGAGGCUGCUUGUAAGGAAGGCAACAAUGAAAUGAUAGUAAUUAAUACUCAAGGAGGCUGUCUUGAGAGUGGAAAGGAAGGCCUUCUUCUAGAAGAGAAAAAUAAAGAAUUGAUGAAUGAAUAUAAUUAUUUAAAAGAAAAACUGCUUCAGUAUGAAAAAGAAGAAGCAGAAAUAAAAGUGAUUGUAAGACAACUUCAAGAACUGGCUGGUAGCCUUAAAAAAGUGUCUGUGCCAGAGUCUCCGCUGGAAGGUACAUCACAUUGUCACAUUACUUUGGAUGAGACACGGGCUUCAAAGAAAAAAUUGUUUCAAGUAGGAAAUCAGUCUGAAGAAAAGGAAGAAUUAAGAAAACUUUUUGAGUUAAUGUCAUCACUGGAGCAUAAUGUGGAUCAAAUAAGAAAGAAAAAUAAUGAAUUAGAAGAAGAGAGAACUGGAUAUAAGAAACUCCUAGAAAUGACAAUAAGUAUGUUAAAUGUAUUUGGAAAUGAAGACUUCAGUUUCCAUGGAGACUUAGAAACAGAUCAACUGAAAAUAGAUAUUCUAAUUAAGAAGAUAAAACAGAAGCUUGAUGAUCUUAUAGCAGAGAAGGAAGCUGUAUCUUCAAAAUGUAUCAAUUUGGAUAAAGAAAAUCAAGUUAUUCAACAGGAAUUGUUAUCUAUGAAAAAAGUACAAGAGAAACGUGAAAAACUUGAGAAGGAUAAAAAGAUGUUGGAAGAAGAAAUAUUAAAUCGUAAGACACAUAUGGAAGAAAAUAUGGUAGAAGUUGGUGAAGUACAAGAAUAUAAAUUGGAGAUUCAAGAAAAGGCAAGGCAGGCAAUAGAAAAUUUAGAAGAAAUCCAUUUACAGAAACAAGCAGAUUAUGAAAAACAAUUAGAGCAGCUAAACAAGGAGAAUACAGCUUCACAAAAUGAGAUGGAACUCAAGAUUAAAGAUGCGAAAUGUAAACUCUCCAAAAUAAAAACUGCUUACGAAGAGGUUAUAACUGAAUUAGAAGAAUAUAAGGAAGUCUUUGGAGUAACAUUAAAAGCUAACAAUUCCAUGUCAGAAAAAAUACAUGAAAUCGAAGAAGAAAAUGGCAGUGUUCAAGCUCCUUAUGGAGAAAGAGAGGAUGAAAUCUUGUCUCAGCACUCUUCCUACAAGGCCAGGCCCAAAGUCACCUCAUGUUGAGAAUCUUAAUAGUAUAGAAUGCAACAGAAAAUAUAUUCCUGAAACAUCCAUAAGAAUUCCUACUUCAGACCCCCAGACUUCAAA
Molecule: messenger RNA, 2877 nt
Organism: Sapajus apella (tufted capuchin)
Lineage: Eukaryota; Metazoa; Chordata; Mammalia; Primates; Cebidae
Product: ankyrin repeat domain-containing protein 18B-like
Exons: 14
Coding region: 1-2793 (930 amino acids)
Molecular function (GO): protein binding
Source: RefSeq, a predicted model, not a curated record